This is a messenger RNA of Entrophospora sp. SA101, 180 nucleotides long. The record is from the annotation of a GenBank genome assembly. Lineage: Eukaryota; Fungi; Glomeromycota; Glomeromycetes; Entrophosporales; Entrophosporaceae.
AUGAUUGAGGAAACUGAAAAAUUCGCAGAAUCAGAUGUAAUUGCAAAAGGAGAAGAUGCGAAUACUGAAGGAACUAAACAAGAAAUGCAUGAAUUAAAACAAGACAGUAUUAAAUUGUUUGAAACAUUACAUGCCAGAAAUAAUAAUAGUCAACAAUCGUCAUCAUCAUCAGAAGGUUGA